GCUGCUGCUGCCGCGGCGGGCGAACCUGCAGGAGGCGGCGGCGGCGGCUGCCGAGGCCGAGAGAAGAUGGCGGACGGUGUGGACCAUAUAGACAUUUACGCCGAUGUGGGCGAAGAGUUCAACCAGGAAGCGGAAUACGGUGGACAUGAUCAGAUAGAUUUGUAUGAUGAUGUCAUCUCUCCAUCUGCAAAUAAUGGAGAUGCCCCAGAAGACCGAGAUUACAUGGACACUCUCCCACCAACUGUUGGUGAUGAUGUGGGUAAAGGAGCAGCACCAAAUGUUGUCUAUACAUAUACUGGAAAGAGAAUUGCGUUAUAUAUUGGCAAUCUCACAUGGUGGACAACGGAUGAAGAUUUAACUGAAGCAGUUCAUUCUUUGGGAGUAAAUGAUAUUUUGGAGAUAAAAUUUUUUGAAAACCGGGCAAAUGGCCAAUCAAAGGGGUUUGCGCUUGUUGGUGUUGGAUCUGAGGCAUCAUCAAAAAAGUUAAUGGAUCUGUUGCCUAAAAGAGAACUACAUGGGCAAAAUCCUGUUGUGACUCCAUGCAAUAAACAGUUCCUGAGUCAAUUUGAAAUGCAGUCCCGGAAAACUACACAAUCAGGACAAAUGUCUGGGGAAGGUAAAGCUGGUCCUCCAGGAGGCAGUUCACGUGCAGCAUUUCCUCAAGGUGGUAGAGGACGGGGCCGUUUUCCAGGGGCUGUUCCCGGUGGGGACAGAUUUCCUGGGCCAGCAGGACCAGGAGGGCCACCCCCACCUUUUCCAGCUGGGCAGACACCACCACGUCCACCGUUAGGUCCUCCAGGCCCACCUGGUCCACCAGGUCCUCCACCUCCUGGUCAGGUUCUGCCUCCUCCACUAGCUGGGCCUCCUAAUCGAGGAGAUCGCCCUCCACCACCAGUUCUAUUUCCUGGACAGCCUUUUGGGCAGCCUCCAUUGGGUCCACUUCCUCCUGGUCCUCCACCUCCAGUUCCAGGCUACGGCCCCCCUCCUGGUCCACCACCUCCGCAACAGGGACCACCUCCACCUCCAGGCCCCUUUCCACCUCGUCCACCUGGUCCUCUUGGGCCACCUAUUACACUUGCUCCUCCUCCACAUCUUCCUGGACCACCUCCAGGAGCUCCACCACCAGCUCCACAUGUGAACCCAGCUUUCUUUCCUCCACCAACUAACAGUGGAAUGCCUACAUCAGAUAGCCGGGGGCCACCACCAACAGACCCAUAUGGCCGACCUCCACCAUAUGAUAGAGGUGACUAUGGGCCCCCUGGAAGGGAAAUGGAUACUGCACGAACACCAUUGAGUGAAGCUGAGUUUGAAGAAAUCAUGAAUAGAAAUAGGGCAAUCUCAAGCAGUGCCAUUUCAAGAGCUGUGUCUGAUGCUAGUGCUGGUGAUUAUGGGAGUGCUAUUGAGACAUUGGUAACUGCAAUUUCCUUAAUUAAACAAUCCAAAGUAUCUGCUGAUGAUCGCUGCAAAGUCCUUAUUAGCUCUUUGCAAGAUUGCCUUCAUGGAAUUGAGUCCAAGUCUUAUGGAUCAGGAUCAAGACGUGAACGAUCAAGAGAGAGGGACCAUAGUAGAUCACGAGAAAAGAGUCGACGUCAUAAAUCUCGUAGUAGAGAUCGUCAUGAUGAUUAUUAUAGAGAGAGAAGCAGAGAAAGAGAGAGACACCGAGAUCGUGACCGAGACCGUGACCGUGAGCGUGACCGAGAGCGCGAGUAUCGUCAUCGUUAAGAGAAGCUGAAGGAAGAGGAACACCUUUCAAGAUAAAACAGUCUUCAUGGGGGAAAUGACGCUUGUCCAGCAGUUUGCUUCUUGUGAUUGAACUGAGCCUGUAAGGAUUCAUGGAUAAAAAGAACAGGAAUAGAUCUGAAUAAAGCAAAUCUGCAUAAAUGGUAACCAGUAGCUCUACUUUUACUUUUUAUGUUGCUUACCUGUUUAAUUUGAAGGAAACCUGUGUGAUUUAAAAAGUUAAAGCUUUUACAACUUUAUUACUGGUUAUAUACAUUUGGCCAUUAUAAUGUGCAAGCAAUUGGAAAAGUCAAGUAAAUGCUUGUUUUUAUAGUAGUUUGUUUUGUUAAAAAAUGUUCAUAUGAUAAUGUCUGUAAACAGCACCACUUUGAUUACAAUAGAUGUAGUGUUGUAAUAAACUGUUUAAUGGGGCUGAUGUGUAAAGCUGUUCAAGUUAUUUGAUGUUUACACCUCAGGGAAAGUCUUGUGUUCAGCAAUAUCUAAAGAUAAUGUUACUAUGACAACAUUUAUACUGUCCUUUAAAAAAGCAUUGCAAUAGCGGUUUUGGAAAUGCAUCAAUCUAAUCUUGCGUUCAGUGAAUUAAACAUACUAAUUAAGUGUCUCUUGCCCUUGAUUUUGAUAUUAGGAUAGGUGAUUACAUGGAUAUUUAACAUUUCUAUAUUCUGCUUUUCUAGCUCUCUUUUUAUCUAGAUAGCUGUGACUUUGCUGACUGGUAAGGCUUAUAAAAACUGAAAUUUGACAGCAAUCCAGUCAGUGUAUUAGGGGUCAAAAAAGAUGUGGUUUUAGCAUUUCAGUAAAAACCUGUAUGUCAUUUGCUACAGUGAUGUAGCUUAAUUACAACACAAAUGUACUGAAAUAUUUAAUUGUGAACUGCCAGCAUUGAAGAAAUAUUUUGACAGUUCUGAUUUGAUGCUGCAGUUAUUUGUUGUUUUAUAUUGAUUGUGCCUAUGGUUUAAUUUUUAAGCCAUAGGCAAUGUAAAUACAUUCAUGCAGCUGAUAAAUAUGACUAAAGUGAGCCUUAGUUUAUUUUCCAUUUGCUACAGGUUUCUGAAGGGCAUGAUGUUUAUUAACAUUGGGUUGAAUUCUGUUCUAUCUGUAAAGGGACAAUAUAGAUGCACCCUGUCUCCACAGCUAAAGAAAUUCAGCGUUUACUUGUGCAACCUUUUGAUUCAUGCUAGAAGCUUUUUUGUUAAUCAAAGAUUUUUUUCCCCCCCUCUUUCAAAUUUGCCUUCCAUACAGGCCCAUAUUAAAAGCAUCUGGUAGCAUGUGUUCUUAAUUGCAAAAUUAGGCAGAUUGUCAAUUUUGCUGGAACAUUUUCAUAGGAAGGACCUUUUUCAAAUCAUCAUUUUAGAGACUGAGUUUAGAUCAAGAAGCAUUUUGCUUUUAUGAUCUGAAUCUUCUUUGAGAAGACCUCUGAGAAUUCACAUUGUUCUAAAAUUUGGUUAUUUUUUAAAAACCAAUGUGUAAUAUGUUUCUAUAUCUUUGGUAUUAUGUAACAUGCAUCUAUAGAAGCCCUUUAGAGAUUUGUGCUGAAUUUCAAUUUCAUCUUGUCCACUAGCAGACUACUUCACAAAAUACGCUGUUUUAGAUUAUCCAUAUUACUGCCAGUUUUCUUUUAAAGCAUUUUAUAAUUAGAGUGUUUGUGCAUGAAAUUUUGGUAUUUAUUAGAACUAUUUGCCUUCAGAAACAAUUUUU
Molecule: messenger RNA, 3435 nt
Organism: Elephantulus edwardii (Cape elephant shrew)
Lineage: Eukaryota; Metazoa; Chordata; Mammalia; Macroscelidea; Macroscelididae
Gene: CPSF6
Product: cleavage and polyadenylation specific factor 6, 68kDa
Exons: 10
Coding region: 67-1722 (551 amino acids)
Biological process (GO): mRNA alternative polyadenylation
Cellular component (GO): mRNA cleavage and polyadenylation specificity factor complex
Molecular function (GO): mRNA binding
Source: RefSeq, a predicted model, not a curated record